AUGGCUUCAUCCACAACCCUUAGAUCUGCCGGAUUGCUCGAAUGCUUCCAUAUCGUACGGCACCACCUUUCAUUGGACUCUUGCGUCGUUGUUGCCGCCAAAUACGCGUCGUUGGAUGGCAGAUCACUUUCCCAGGAGACCCUCUUUGCUGCGCUGAAAACGGUUGUCGAGAAGCACCCUUCUCUCUGUCUUAAAGUUCAACAAGAAGACGCCAAACCCUCCUACGCCAAACUCGACAAAGUUGACCUUUCGCUUGUUGUGCAGUUUUCGGACGCGGAAGACGUGGAGCUUGCUAUUCAGCGACAGCUCUCGACACGGUUUGACACGUCCGCAGAGCUUCCGCUUUGGCGCUUGCAGGUCCUGGCAAACAAUACUGUAGUAUUCGCAUACCAUCAUGGCAUUGGCGAUGGCCUCAGUGGUGUUGCAUUUCAUAUGACACUCCUGGAUGCAGUCAAGGUCAUGACUCCCAACGAAUCACUCCAAACAAUAGUGGAAAUUCCUAAAUCCAUCGCGCUUCCACUUCCACUCGAAAAAGUCACCAAUCUUCGGCCAUCUAUUUUCAAAAUCUUGGCUGAAAUACUCGGCUUAUUCCUCCCUGUGUCAUGGACGCGUUUGGGCUCUGCAUGGACGGGAAAUCCUGUUCCUGCAGCCAAGCCAAAUCUUGAACCACGCGUGAAGCUCAUCACGCUCACAAGCAGCGAGAUGAACACAUUUUCUCAAGUCUGUCGCUCCCACAAAGCGACAGUGACCUCAGCACUCUACGUUCUUGCGGCUACCACUAUCUCGCGUCUAAUUCCUCCGUCUUCAGAAAAAUAUACCAAACUGGUAGCUGCCGUCGCCAUCUCUCUCAGGGGCCCCGCCAAUGCCUCUGCGGACCUCAUGUGCGACUACGUAACAGCCCACAAAUCGUAUCCGUUAAUUGAUACUGUGUUUGACUGGUCGAAAGCCACGUCUUACGCAACGGAGUUGCAACGCCAGCGGUUGGUAUCCCGGCAAGAGGUCGGGAUGCUCAGUCUCCUUUCUGGCAACUAUAUCGGCUUUUUCAACAGUCAGCUUGGCCGAAAACGUGGGUCGACAUUCGAGAUCUCCAACGCUGGAAGGAUUGCGUCUAGCGAAGGCCAGUGGCGAAUCGAAGACAUGGUUUUUGCCCAAUGCAACGUCAUUUUGGGCUCCGCGCUGACAAUGAGCGUCGUCGGAGACCCCACGGGAGCGAUGACAAUCGCAUUGACGUGGUCAGAAACUGCGGUGGAUGAUAUGCUGGCUGAAGCUUACGCAACAGAGUUCGUAGAUGGAUUUCGCGCUUUGCUUGUUUAG
Molecule: messenger RNA, 1314 nt
Organism: Mycena indigotica
Lineage: Eukaryota; Fungi; Basidiomycota; Agaricomycetes; Agaricales; Mycenaceae
Exons: 2
Coding region: 1-1314 (437 amino acids)
Molecular function (GO): N-acetyltransferase activity
Source: RefSeq, a predicted model, not a curated record